Molecule: messenger RNA, 1772 nt
Organism: Aphidius gifuensis
Lineage: Eukaryota; Metazoa; Arthropoda; Insecta; Hymenoptera; Braconidae
Product: ribosomal protein S6 kinase beta-1-like
Exons: 6
Coding region: 260-1600 (446 amino acids)
Biological process (GO): protein phosphorylation
Molecular function (GO): protein serine/threonine kinase activity; ATP binding
Source: RefSeq, a predicted model, not a curated record
GCAAUCAACUCCAUUGGUAUUUUGGUAUGUAAAACAUUGUUUAUAAACAUAUUAUUAAUUUUUCUAAUAAUUUGUUAUAAUUUGUAACAGUUGAUUUUUAAAGUCAUCAUUAUUAAUAUUAUUGAAUAAAUAUUAGCCAACAAUAUACAUUAACAAUAGUAUAUUUAUAAUGAAAAAAAAUAAUUAGAUCUAAUGUUGUUAUCAUCAUAAUCAUCAUUCCUAAAAUUCCAACUGAAACACGAGGCUCCAAAAUACAAUAAUGGCUGGUAUAUUUGACAUUGAGCUAGACAUUGCUCACAAGGAAAACUCAAGUGAGGAUGAUGAUGAUGAAAUUAUUGAUUUAACUGAGGAUGACUAUGACACUGGAUCAAGUUACAACGAAAUUAAUGAUAAUAGAAUUGUUGAAAAACUAUUGAUAUCUGAACAAAAUGUUGGUCAUGGUAGAGAACGAACUGGACCACAAGAUUUUGAACUUUGUAAAGUAAUUGGUAAAGGUGGAUAUGGAAAAGUAUUUCAAGUACGUAAACGUACUGGUAUUGAUAAAGGUGAAUUAUUUGCUAUGAAAGUAUUACGUAAAUCAUCAAUAUUAAAAAAUCGUAAAGAUACUGAUCAUACAAAAACAGAAAGAAACAUAUUAGAAGCUGUUAAACAUCCAUUUAUUGUUGAUUUAGUGUAUGCAUUUCAAACUGGUAACAAAUUAUAUUUAAUAUUAGAAUAUAUGUGUGGUGGUGAAUUAUUUCGUCAUUUAAAUAAUGAAGGAAUGUUUCUUGAUGAUACAGCAUGUUUUUAUUUAUCUGAAAUAAUAAUAGCACUUGAACAUUUACAUCGUCAUGGUAUAAUAUAUCGUGAUUUAAAACCAGAAAAUGUAUUACUUGAUAUUAAUGGACAUAUUAAACUAACUGAUUUUGGUUUAUGUAAAGAAAAUUUUACUGAGGGAAGUGUAACACAUACAUUUUGUGGUACAAUUGAAUAUAUGGCACCAGAAAUAUUACUUAAAAAAGGACAUGGUAAACCAGUUGAUUGGUGGAGUCUUGGUAUACUUAUGUAUGAUAUGUUAACUGGUUCACCACCAUUUACUGAUGAUAAUCGUAAAUUGACUAUUGAAAAAAUACUUUCACAUAAAUUAAUACUACCACCAUAUUUAACACCAGAUUCAAAAGAUUUAUUGAGAAAAUUAUUAAAAAGAUUUGUACCACAUCGACUUGGUUCUGGACCAUCUGGUUCUGAAAAAAUUAAAAAACAUAGAUUUUUUAAACAUCUUAAUUGGGAUGAUGUUGAAUCACGUAAAUUGCAACCACCAUUUAUACCAAGACUAUCAAGUGCUGAUGAUGUAUCACAAUUUGAUAAACAAUUUACAAAUGUUGCACCAAUUGAUUCACCACCUGAGCAUGCACUCAGUGAAUCAGCUAAUAGAAUUUUUCAAGGAUUUACUUAUGUAGCACCAAGUGUCUUGGAAGAAUGCAUGGAAGAAAUGCAAUCUGAUGUACAUAUUGUCAAAGCAAGAACGCGAACUGAUUUUUCAUCAAGAAAUAAUAAUUACUUUAGAAUUGAAAGUGAAGAAAAUGACUUAGGAGAUGCUGAAAUGAUAGACUUGACUUAAUUAUAAGUUCUUUUUUUUUUGUUUCAUUAUUUUUUUUUCCUAGACAAUUAUUAUAAUAAUCAUUUAGAAUUAUUAUUACUUUUUUUUUUUUGUUUUUUUCUUCCAGUUCAAUCUGUCGAGCUGCCAGAAAUUUUUUUUGAUCUCAGGGAUAUUAUAUAAAUAUUAAUCGUGC